Molecule: messenger RNA, 264 nt
Organism: Apiotrichum porosum
Lineage: Eukaryota; Fungi; Basidiomycota; Tremellomycetes; Trichosporonales; Trichosporonaceae
Exons: 2
Coding region: 1-264 (87 amino acids)
Source: RefSeq, a predicted model, not a curated record
AUGCGCGUCCAAAGGAAGCCCGUGCCCAUCAUCUCGCCCAUCUCGUCCCCCAUUUACGCGUCGGCCCCGCCCCCGCCACUCUUCCAAGUACCGGAUCUCCCGGACAACAUCUCGACGGCAGCGGCAUACCCCACGCGUCGCCCGCCCGCCAAGCCCGCUCCAUGUGCACUCCGUGAUUCGACUCCGGGAUACACAUUAAAGCGCCUUAACAAGAGCAGCCACGCUACCGACACGGACGAGUCGCGCAGUUGCUGUAUCCAGUAA